UCUGAGAGCGCGGUGCAGUGAUGACGGGGGCCCGGGGUUGGUCCGACAGCAGCAGCUCCGUGGGGCGCCGGUUCCCGCGGCCCCGCCCGCUGCCCCACACUGCACCUCCGGGACGUAGCUUCCCUUUAGCCCCGACCCUCUCGCCCCGCAGGGGCCGGCCGCGCAGGCGGGGGCGGGCCUCUGCGUGGCGCGGCCAAUGGGGACCGAGCCUGCAGGCCGAGGCGUGUCGGCCCCGGCGCGACGCCCCAAGUGGCGGUUGUUUCAAGAUGGCGGACGUGGCGGGCCCCUCCCGUCCCGGUGCCGCGGCGUUCUGGAGCCGGGACUGUUCUGAUGAAGAACAAUCGGUAGUGUACGUUCCAGGAAUUUCUACUGAAGGAAAUGUCAGAUCAAGACACAAGCUGAUGAGUCCAAAAGCUGAUGUUAAACUUAAGACUUCCAGGGUGACUGAUGCUUCAAUCUCCAUGGAGUCCUUAAAAGGCACAGGAGAUUCAGUAGAUGAACAGAAUUCCUGCAGGGGAGAAAUAAAGAGUGCAUCAUUGAAGGAUUUAUGUCUUGAAGACAAAAGACGCAUUGCAAACUUAAUUAAAGAACUGGCCAGAGUAAGUGAAGAAAAGGAAGUGACAGAGGAAAGACUGAAAGCUGAGCAGGAGUCAUUUGAGAAGAAGAUCAGGCAGUUGGAAGAACAGAAUGAACUGAUCAUCAAAGAAAGGGAAGCUCUUCAGCUACAGUAUAGAGAAUGCCAAGAACUUCUAAGCCUGUAUCAGAAAUAUUUAUCAGAACAACAAGAGAAGCUCACCAUGUCUCUCUCAGAACUUGGUGCUGCUAGAAUGCAGGAACAGCAGGUAUCCAGUAGAAAAAGCACUCUCCAGUGUUCAUCUGUGGAACUGGAUGGUUCCUACUUGAGUGUAGCCAGACCACAGACCUACUAUCAAACCAAGCAAAGACCUAAGUCUGCAGUCCAGGAUUCAGCUUCAGAAUCCCUUAUAGCAUUUAGGAAUAAUUCUUGGAAACCAGUAACCCUUCAUCAUCCCAAAGAUGAUCUAGAUAAGAUACCAUCAGAGACCACAACAUGUAAUUAUGAAUCUACAGGGAGAAAACCAGUAGAUGCAGUCCCAACAGAGAAAAUGCCACAAGAAGAAUUGCACAUGAGGGAAUGUCCACACCUUAAGCCUACUCCUAGUCAGUGCUGUGGUCAUAGACUUGCUGCAGAUCGUGUUCAUGAGACCCAUCCUACAAACAUGGCCCAUCAACAUCCUAAGACACAUACAGAAUCAUGCAGUUAUUGUCGGCUUUCUUGGGCAUCUCUGGUGCAUGGUGGAGGGGCACUGCAACCCAAUGAAACUUUGAAAAAGCAGAUCUCAGAAGAUAGAAAGCAGCAACUGAUGCUUCAGAAAAUGGAACUGGAAAUUGAAAAGGAGCGCCUUCAGCAUCUGCUGGCCCAGCAGGAGACAAAGCUUCUUCUAAAACAGCAGCAGCUUCACCAGUCUCGACUGGAUUACAGUUGGUUAAGAGCUCAGGCUCUGUUUAAGUCGAGAGAACUGGUUGCUGAAAAAGAGCUUACUAAACCCCAAGAACUCAAACUGGAUAUGAAUGGCAGUGACUCUGGACCAAGUUUAUUAAAGUCAAACUGUGAUGGCUGGCAGCUCAGAACAUCAUCAUCUAUUAAAAAGCACCAAGACUCCCCAAACAAUGGAGAGAAUAGGAAGGAGAAGAAGACAGUUGGGUUUCAUUCGCAUAUGAAAGAUGAUGCCCAGUGGUCAUGUCAAAAGAAAGAUACAUAUAGACCCCAAAGAGGGACAAUGACAGGAGUUAGAAAAGAUGCGUCUACAUCUCCUAUGCCAACAGGAAGCCUAAAGGAUUUUGUCACCACAGCCUCACCAUCAUUACAGCACACCACCUCCCGGUAUGAGACAUCUUUGUUGGAUUUGGUUCAGUCUCUGAGCCCAAACUCUGCACCCAAACCUCAGCGCUAUCCCUCCAGAGAAGCUGGGGCCUGGAAUCAUGGUACUUUCCAACUCAGUCCUCCAAAAUCGACCCGGAAGAAGAUGGGGAUGCACAGAACCCCUGAAGAGCUGGAGGAGAAUCAGAUUCUGGAAGAUAUAUUUUUCAUUUGACAUAUUGCAAAAUUUUCUUAGGAUUUUAAAGUAUUUCAUCGCAAAGUAAUUGUGUCUCUCCUUUCGCGGAGACCUGUCUCACUAGCAUCCUGUUACAUAUUGAAUACAGAAAUCAUUCUAACAACCCAGGGUGUUUUCAAUCAGACCAGGCAUUCGAUAACACACUAAGGGGGUAGGAAUGGAAAAUGGUAUCUUGUAUAUGCUAAACAGAUUAGAAAAUUAACAUAGGAUACUUUCUGUGUGGUGGAAACCAUUGCAUAUUCAGCCUCAUUUCAAGAGUGUUUCCUUCUCAAACUUCUGCUAGAAAAGGCUGACUCACUUUUAUAUACAAGAAAAACCUUUCCACUGAAAAAUCCCUCUAAUUUAAAAGUAACCCCUUUGAAACAUAAGCAGUUACAGAAAGGCAGACUCUCUCAUCUUUCUCAUCCUGUUCUCUCACUACUACAUCUCUGUAAGUGGUCCUUUAAUUAUGAAGUUGGAGUUGGUGCCCCUGCCAUCACAAACAACACUGAGAGCCAAUUGUGAGUCAGUCUCAGUAGCCAUCAGCCUGGCAGCUGCCCAUCCCAUAACCAAAGAGCUCAGUGGGCUAGAGGGUGAGACCCAGCCAAUCCUUGGGAGCAAGCAGCACUAAAUCACGUCAGGGAGUGCUUAGCCCUGGGGAAAUUCAGUGGAGGCACAAGCCUGAAGCACUCUUCUACCAAUGUUCAGGUGACUACCCCUCCAAUAUCCCAGAAUGAAUAAGAACAAUCUCUAGGUAUUUUUAUUGACCCAAGUGUUCAGCUUAUUCACCCCACCCCCCACCCCCCAUCACAUGCGCUCCUGUGAACUUCCCAUGGUUAUGUCUAGGUAAAAUGCCACUAGAGAGAGAGUGAUACCAGCUGCUGCAAGCUGAUGGACUUCCUCUGGCCCUCCCUUUUCCUCCAUGAGGAUUAAAGGAUAUGAGCUGACCAGGCCUCGCAGGUGCUCUGCUCAUGGUCCCAAAGAACCAUCUCUACUUGCCAGAGUAUGUUCCACCACCCAAGCAGGGUCUCCCUACUUUUUCUCACUGGGCCUCGUUUUGACCCAGAGAGAGCCUAUGGAAGUAAUACAGUGCAGACCUCAUCCUGUCUGCUGUCUUUUCUCCCACAGAGCUCUUGAGAUGGGUCCUUCAGCUUGUAGUGGUCCCUAAUAGCUUCUCAAGCUAAUGGGGAUGAUCAGCCUGGUUUAGCCAGAGUUCAAAACUCUCCCAGUCAUUGAAAGCAAGGGGAGGGUGUGUUCCCAGAUGUGUAUUACUUGGGAAUUUUAUUUGAUCUGGAGGGUGUGGCUUUUUUUCUCUUCUUUUUACCAACCCCAACUAAACUGGGAGAAAGACUUAGUCAGUGUUGGUAGACAAAGUCAUACCACCCAGGGCAGCCUGCAUGCAGCGAGUCUGCGUGGCUUCCCUGAAUUAUUGUUUUAAUUAAAACUAGAUUAUUUCAAUCUAGGAAAGCUUUGUUGAGCAGCCUCCUUAUCCAGAUAGAUCCAAAGCUCAUGUCUCUUCAGGCUGAGCCUGGCGCUCAGCCUUCUUUCACUUGGGAUUUUUUAUUCUUUGGAGUAGAAAAGAAUGGAGCCCACCAAUAUUAUAUUUUUCUUCUGAAAUAAAUAUAAAGUCAAGACUAACUAGUUAUAGUCAUUCCCUUAAAAAGUUGGAAAAUCAGUACAGAUUAAAAUUUCCUUAUAAAGUUCACCUCUGAGAGUAACUAAAUCGGUUUCAUCCCAUAUCAAAAAGCCUUUGGAGUGUGGAGCUUUCUAUGGUAUGGCAGAAAUGGGUGGAUGGCAAACUAAGAGCCCUCAGCCAUUUUUUCAGUUAAAGUUAGGUUGCCAGAACUUUCUUUUCCUUGCCCCCUGUGUCAUGACUAGCUUAAGUGUACUUGACUCUCGUAGACUACUCCCAUGCCCACAGUCACCCAUUCCACACUCCAGCGUCCUUAAAACUCUGGAGUGAGAGGAUGCCAGAGGAUCAAGAAAAGGAUCACAGUUUCUUGAAGAAGCUUGUUUGCCUUUAGAAGAAUUGUAAACGGAGUCUAAACUAAAGGCUUUUUGGGGGUCACAGCCACAGAGUAGUUUUAUUGCUUCUUUGCCUCUCCAUGAAUGGCCAAUUUGGAAAAGCAGAGAUGGGCUUUCAGCAGAAUAUCAGCCAAUACAUUUUUCACAUGCAAAACUCAUCACCAGUUGCCUUUUUCUAACUUACGGACAUUUUGUUGGUGUUGGUGCAAGGGCAAUAGGAUGUAAAUUUGUAUAUAAUGUCUUCAUUAUUAAUUGAAUAGUACAUGUUAACAUUUUAAUCUAUUUAAAUUUACUUUGAAAUAUAUACGUACAUAUGAAUGAAAGGUUGUUACAGAGCCUCAAAGCUGUUGCAGACUAUCCCAAGAGAAAGGAUCUGGCACAAAGGAAUCUGCCUUUCCUCCCUCUCAAGUCUCUCACCCUUGACUGGUUGGGAUUUGCUCGUCCAGCCUCUAGACACUUCCUCAGAGCAAGACUGGACACAUGCUGAGGGCGUUUCGGAUAGUGCCUCAGCAUUGCCCACCCUGCUGCCCACCUCCUGUGAGAGAAAAAACAAUCAAUGUUUACAAAAUGGAAAAGGACACAGCACGUACUUUGAACUCCCUAAGUAAGGCCCACAGUGCUUGAUACAGAGAACCAAAGUGAAUCACAGAAAAGCUUUUGCUAACAGUCUGCUUUCUAGGAGGCAAACUUGUGUUUAUCCAAACCUGAUCCCCAGGAUGGGGACUUUUCUAGAGCACCCCAAAUGUCAUGGGGAGGGAGGGACUCUUUCUGCUCCCUCAGAGCUACUCUUCCCUUGUCCCUGCUUCCAGCACCAAGUUCAUAAUAGAGAUCUUCUGGCCAGAGAAUCAGGGGAGAGGAGAGGCCUGAUGGGGCAGAGCUGGAUGAAGUCUGCUAAGAGAGAUGGAGGCUGUGGCGGACUCCUUCCAACUCACGAUUUAUCCUCAGCUCAGAGUGUAUUUUGAAUGUGAGCAAAUGUUUAUGUACGUAUGAGAUUUUAAGUUAAUAAAUCAUCUCUAUGGCUAUUUUCCCCA
Molecule: messenger RNA, 5170 nt
Organism: Nomascus leucogenys (northern white-cheeked gibbon)
Lineage: Eukaryota; Metazoa; Chordata; Mammalia; Primates; Hylobatidae
Product: KIAA1328 ortholog
Source: RefSeq, a predicted model, not a curated record